CAGCCCUAGCCAGUAUAAUUGCGCGAUAUGCUUUCAUGGGCAGCCCGCUAUAUAUGCUCACGGUAGGCCCGGCUCGGGAACCGAGUCCCAUCUCCUUACUUUCUAGUCGAAUUUUUAUUUCCCUUCCACUCUCUUUCGAACCUCCUAGUGAGCAGACAGCCGUUGAACGGUUCAUUAUCAUACGUUUUAAUCUAAUACACGAGAUUCCUUUUCCUGUCGGUCAUUACCUCGUAGCGUCCUCACCGGUUCUUCAGUAGCAAAUAUGUUGUUCUUCGCUAGUUCCAUCCUCCUCGCCGCAGUUGCCAGUGCGCGGCCAUCUCGGAUAUUGUAUAGAGACGCGCCGGUCGACGUUGGGGGGUUCAAGGUUCUAGCAGCUAAUAGGAUAAUUCCUGUUGUUGUUGGUGGACCACAGGAUACUUUCGUGCCCAACACCGUGAAGGCAUCCGUUGGGGAUAUCAUACAGUUCCAGUUCAGCAACGGUAAUCAUACCGUAACUCAGAGUGCUCAGAACGCUCCGUGUACGCCUCUCGAAGGCGGUAUCCAUAGCGGACAUAUUCCAUUUAAAGAUGGGCAAACCACUGUUGGCACUUUCAACAUGCCUGUAACAAACGCCGACGCUUUAUUUCUAUACUGUGCCACGGGACCCCAUUGUCAAGAAGGACAGGUCAUGGUUGUUAAUCCUGCGGAUGACCAGCAGAUCGUGGACUAUGCUAAGGGGUCGCAAUCGACAACAGCUAGUGUCGACGGGACCACGGUAAUAGGCGGGACAGUUGCUUCUAUCCCCCUCGAUGCCGCUGCUUUCGUUCCCGCCCCCGCGCAGCAAGGAGCCCCAGCUGGCGCGCCUCCAGCUGCUGCUGCUCCCGCAGUUCCUGCACCUGCAUCAUCUGCUGCUACUUCUGUCCCUGGAACAACCACAACUACUAUUACCGUACCAGCGGCGACUGCUUCUGCAGCUCCCGCUGCCUAAUUGCGCUGGUCGAAGCCGGUCGGGAUGGUAUAUUAAGAGAAUGGGACGGCGUUUUGAUCCUAGAUAAUUGGGUUAGGCAAUGGGUGGGCAUGUAGAUUACCUAGGUAUAUCAUCUUGGUGGAUUAACAACAUACACCGAGGCAAGCCAACUGGAAUGAUACUCAAAUUCGACGAAUCUCUCGGAUGCCCCUAGAAGCUCUUUGGCUUGGACUUUGGAGUUUCUUACUUCUGGCUUCGAAGGCCUUUACUUUACUUUCAGCGUGAUAUGUUUGUUAUGUUCCUUCA
Molecule: messenger RNA, 1252 nt
Organism: Daldinia loculata
Lineage: Eukaryota; Fungi; Ascomycota; Sordariomycetes; Xylariales; Hypoxylaceae
Exons: 3
Coding region: 263-967 (234 amino acids)
Source: RefSeq, a predicted model, not a curated record